Episyrphus balteatus (marmalade hoverfly) is the source of this 2932-nucleotide messenger RNA. Its product is annotated as ABC transporter G family member 20. The record is from RefSeq and is a predicted model, not a curated record. Bases 321 to 2465 code for a protein of 714 amino acids. Gene Ontology annotation, molecular function: ATP hydrolysis activity; ATP binding; ABC-type transporter activity. Gene Ontology annotation, cellular component: membrane. The transcript is spliced from 12 exons. Lineage: Eukaryota; Metazoa; Arthropoda; Insecta; Diptera; Syrphidae.
UCUCGAGCUCGACUCUAUAUCGACUUGAAAAAAUUAUAAGCCUCAGCGGUUAGUAGUUUCAAACUGACGAUUCAGUUAGUGUCGCGCAUACAAUCGGGCAAGGUGGAACGGAUCAGCCAACACUAUAGAUACAUUUUGAAAGUAUCUCAGAGCUCUCUGCAAAAAUUUCCUCUUUCAUUUCUUUUAAAAUUUUUUGUUUCGGGUACCGUCGUCGAUACCCAAAAUACUGGUUUCCCAACCACUCCAUACCUCGAUUAUACCUGUGUGAACAGAGAUUGCGCUGCUCAAAGUGAGGUCAUUUGUGUGUGCCACGUUUUAGAAUGGCAGCAGUUGAAGUCCGAAAUGGAUACAAAUAUUAUGGCAGCUCAUCGAAUCCAAAGAUAAUAUUAAAUUAUCUGAAUAUGAAUGUUAUGCGUGGAUCAAUUUAUGGUCUCCUUGGUGCGUCAGGUUGCGGCAAAACAACACUUCUAUCGUGCAUUGUGGGCCAACGUCAAUUCAAUAGCGGAGAUGUGACAGUGCUUGGACUACAACCCGGCUUACCGGGAAGUGGAAUUCCAGGAGCACGUAUUGGAUAUAUGCCACAAGAAAUAGCUUUGGUUGAAGAAAUGACUGUCAAAGAAACCAUUUAUUACUUUGGACGAAUAUAUGGUCUGAAUGAUGAAAAGAUUCGCGAAAAGUUCAAAAUACUACGUGACCUGCUUCAGCUACCUCCACCAAAGCAAUUAGUGAAAAAAUGCAGCGGCGGCCAACAGCGGAGAGUAUCAUUUGCUUGCGCAAUGAUUCAUGACCCUGAACUUUUGAUAUUAGAUGAACCUACAGUUGGACUUGAUCCCAUGCUGAGAGAAAAAAUCUGGGAAUUUUUAGUAGAAUCAACACGAAAUAGUAAAAUGGCUGUGAUUAUAACAACCCAUUACAUUGAAGAAGCCAAACAAGCUAAUUGUAUUGGUUUAAUGCGAAAUGGAGUAUUACUCGCUGAAGAUACACCAACAAAUAUAAUGGCAAGCUUUGAAGUCAAUUCUAUAGAAGAUGCAUUCUUAUACUUAAGUUCGAGGCAGGGAAAAUCUGAUGAAGUCGAUGCUAGUACAAUUACAAGACGACAAGUGCCGGCGGCGAUAACACCAGCAAUAACAUCGGUCGAUGUGAGUGAACCAGAAGUUUACGAGGACAAGAAUGCAAAUAUUGAAAAAAUUGAGAAACCUCCUCUGGUUUUUCACGAGAACAAACGUAAAGUACUCUUCACAACACAAGGAAGAGUGAAGGCUCUGAUGACAAAGAAUUUCGUUCAGCUAUUCAGACAGCCAUCAGGGGUAAUCUUUAUGUUAAUGUUUCCUAUAAUACAACUGUCAUGUUUCUAUUUGGCAAUUGGAAAGACACCUGGCAACUUGAAAAUUGGCAUUGUGGACAAUGAAAUUGCAGAUUACGAAUCAUGUUUUACACAUAAUUUCAAAUCAGUUUACAAUCGAAAUGGUACUUGUAUGUUUCAUAAGAUAUCAUGUCGAUUUAUAACGGAAUUAGGUGAUGACAUGGCUGAAAGGGUAUUUUUCAAUAGUACGGAAGAAGCUCUGGCAGCAGCUAAACGAACUGAUGUUGUUGGAUUUUUACAUUUCCAAUCGAAUUUCUCCGAAGCGAUGCAAGAAAUUUUAGAUAAAGGAAGUUAUGCCGAAUCGAGUGCUUUCAAAUGGGGAGAACUUACAGUUCGAAUUGAUAUGACGGAUCAACAAAUAGCUUACUUUAUCGAACGUCGUUUAAGAGGUGCAUUUAGUACGUUUAUGAAAAAUAUUCUUCAGGAUUGUGAUUUACCAACAUCAUUGGCCAAUACUCCAAUUCAGUUUCAGGAACCAAUUUAUGGAUCACUUGAUAUUGAAUUUCAACAAUAUGUUGCUCCAGGUGUUGUGAUGACGAUGGUAUUUUUCUUGGCAACUUUAAUGACGGCAGCUGUUUUCAUAUCUGAAAGAAUGGAUGGUGUUUGGGAUAGGACGCUUGUUGCAGGUGUCUCUGCAACUGAAAUGCUCUGGGCUCAUCUUCUAACGCAAUUCAUCAUAAUGAUGUUCCAGUCCUUCGAAGUGAUUAUGUACAUUGGACUUGUUUUCGAUACUUACAAUAGAGGUGACACAGUAACGCUCAUUGGAUUGUUAACUCUAACAGCUUUUUGUGGAAUGUUAUUUGGACUAUUGAUAUCGGUGUAUUGCCGGUCACAUACGACUGCAAAUUUUGUUGCAACUGGAGCCUUUUAUCCAAUGAUUAUUCUAUGUGGUCUUCUUUGGCCACUAGAGGGCAUGCCAAAAGCUCUGCAAGAAGUCGUUAUGUUCUUCCCAUUCACAAUACCUUCAAUAUCAGCCAGAAAUAUAAUUGAGAAAGGCUGGUCAAUCACAAAUUCUCAAGUCUACAAUGGUUUCAUUGUGAUGACAGCGUGGAUUCUAAUUUUCUUUAUUGCAUGCAUAUUGGGCUUAAAACGAAAGGCAUAGGAGUCCACAUAUUUGCUUAACCUCAUCUCCAAACGACACACAAUUUAUUUUUCAUUUGUUUAAUUUGUAAGAUAUAACUUAAUGUAUAUUUUCUCUCUCUCCCUUUGUUAUAUUCUACAUAAAACACAUUCCUUUGUAUCUAUAUUUAAAAAACAAAAAUCAAAAUCAUGUUGAAAAUGUUGUACCUUUUUAAGUAUGUAAACAUUUUAGCACAUUCAUUCAUAAUUAUAAUAAUUAAGGCUAUAAAAAAAUCUUUUAAAAAAAAAGCAAAAAAAAAAACAGCAUACACAUUCAAAAUCAUGCAUGGGGAAGUGAUGAUUUUUCAUUGAUGUAAGGGUUUUAUUUAAUUAUUUAGUUCGCUAGUUAUUAGUUUUUAGAUGAAUCUUUUGUAUACAAAUCUUCUGUUUAAUAUUUUUAGUGUUAUUGCAAUAUGUGAUUAAAAAAAGAAAUAAAAGUAAACUAAUUGA